Messenger RNA from Elephantulus edwardii (Cape elephant shrew), 2582 nucleotides. RefSeq names its product adaptor-related protein complex 4, beta 1 subunit (gene AP4B1). Lineage: Eukaryota; Metazoa; Chordata; Mammalia; Macroscelidea; Macroscelididae. Bases 21 to 2240 code for a protein of 739 amino acids. Gene Ontology annotation, cellular component: clathrin adaptor complex; membrane coat. Gene Ontology annotation, biological process: intracellular protein transport; vesicle-mediated transport. The record is from RefSeq and is a predicted model, not a curated record. The transcript is spliced from 10 exons. Gene Ontology annotation, molecular function: clathrin binding.
CCCUGUGACAGUUGGAGAAGAUGCCUUACCUGGGCUCCGAGGACGUGGUGAAAGAAUUGAAGAAGGCUAUGUGUAACCCUCACAUUCAGGCUGAUAGGCUGCGCUACCGGAAUGUCAUCCAGCGAGUGAUUAGGCAUAUGACUCAGGGACUGGACAUGUCCAGCAUUUUCAUGGAAAUGGUGAAGGCCAGUGCCACUGUAGAUAUUGUUCAGAAGAAGUUGGUUUAUUUAUAUAUGUGCACCUAUGCUCCUCUGAAACCAGAUCUGGCUCUUCUUGCUAUCAAUACGCUGUGCAAAGACUGCUCCGACCCCAACCCGAUGGUCCGAGGGCUGGCGCUUCGCAGCAUGUGCAGCCUCAGGAUGCCUGGUGUGCAGGAAUAUAUCCAGCAGCCUAUUCUCAAUGGCCUGCGGGAUAAGGCUUCAUAUGUCAGGAGAGUGGCUGUCCUUGGCUGUGCCAAAAUGCAUAAUCUUCAUGGAGACUCUGAAGUAGAUGGUACUCUGGUAAAUGAGUUGUACAGUUUGCUGCGUGACCAGGAUCCGAUCGUGGUAGUAAACUGCCUGAGAGCUCUAGAGGAAAUUCUGAAGCAUGAAGGGGGUGUUGUCAUCAAUAAACCUAUUGCCCAUCACCUACUAAAUCGAAUGUCGAAACUGGACCAGUGGGGCCAGGGUGAAGUAUUGAACUUUCUGCUGCGGUACCAGCCACACAGUGAGGAGGAACUAUUUGACAUUCUCAAUCUGUUGGAUAGCUUUCUCAAGAGCAGUAGUCCAGGUGUGGUGAUGGGAGCCACCAAACUCUUUCUGAUCUUGGCCAAGAAUUUCCCCCAUGUGCAAAAGGAUGUGCUUGUUCGAGUCAAGGGACCUUUGCUUGCUGCCUGUUCUUCAGAGAGCCGUGAGCUCUGUUUCGCUGCCCUCUGCCACGUGCGCCAGAUCCUGCAUAGCCUGCCAGGUCACUUUAGCAGCCACUACAAGAAAUUUUUUUGCUCCUACUCGGAGCCCCACUACAUCAAGCUGCAGAAGGUGGAGGUGCUUUGUGAACUGGUGAACGAUGAGAACGUGCAGCAGGUGUUAGAGGAGCUUCGAGGAUACUGCACUGACGUGUCUGUUGACUUUGCGCAGGCUGCCAUCUUCGCAAUAGGUGGCAUUGCCAGGACCUACACAGAGCAGUGUGUACAGAUUCUAACAGAGUUGCUGGGCCUUCGACAGGAGCAUAUCACAACAGUGGUGGUGCAGACGUUCCGAGACCUGGUUUGGCUGUGCCCCCAGUGUACUGAAGCUGUGUGUCAGGCCCUGCCUGGCUGUGAGGAGAACAUCCAAGAUAGUGAGGGGAAGCAGGCACUUAUUUGGCUACUUGGAGUCCAUGGGGAACAAAUUCCCAAUGCUCCUUACGUGUUGGAGGACUUUGUAGAGAAUGUGAAGUCAGAGACAUUUCCAGCUGUGAAGAUGGAGUUACUCACUGCACUGCUGCGCCUUUUCCUCUCACGCCCUGCUGAGUGCCAGGACAUGCUGGGGCGUUUGUUAUAUUACUGCAUAGAGGAAGAAAAAGAUAUGGCAGUACGGGACCGAGGUCUCUUCUAUUAUCGACUCCUCUUAGCUGGUAUUGAUGAAGUUAAGCGGAUCCUGUGUAGCCCUAAAUCUGACCCUUCUCUGAGACUUUUGGAGGAUCAGGCAGAAAGACCUGUGAAUAGCUGGGCCUCAGACUUCAACACACUGGUGCCAGUGUAUGGCAAAGCCCAUUGGGCAGCCAUCUCUAAACUUCAGUGGACAGAGCACCGUGGCUCAGAGCUUUCUGGCACUGUAUCCUUUACCACCUCAGGACCCUUGAUUCCUGAAGACAAAAAGGAGCAGAUAGAAGAACUCCCUGAGUCUGGAUCCCUCACGCUCAUCCCCAGUCACCAGAUAACUGCUGAAUAUUUUGAGAAAACUUGGCUGAGCCUCACAGUUGCUCAUCACCAAGUGUUGCCUUGGCAGGCAGCAGUCCACCCCGAAACCCUCCAGAUGGCCUUGCAAGUAGUGAACAUUCAGACCAUCGCAAUGAGCAGAGCAGGGGCUCAGCCAUGGAAAGCCUACCUCAGUGCUCAGGAUGACACCGGCUGCCUCUUUCUAACAGAGCUGCUGUUGGAACCUGAACACAAGGAAAUGCAGAUCUCUGUGAAACAAAAUGAGGCGAGGACUGAGACACUCAAUAGUUUUAUUUCUGUAUUAGAAACUGUGAUUGGAACAAUUGGAGACAUAAAAUCCUAACAUAUUCUGGCCACUUGUUUGGAGAUGCAUAACUAUCAGAGUUCUUUAUUAUUUCUUCUUAGAGCUGCUUGUAAAUUUGUGUAAUAUCAGAUGCAAAGGAGAAUGAAUGUGAAAUCUAAGAAUCAGGAUUCUGAAUUUUGUUAUCCCACUCAAAGAUCAUUGACUUAUUCCACUUAUGCCUAUGGGUUAAUGCCCCAACUGUCUGAUGGCAAUAUUGUGAAAGUUAAUAGUGGUAAUGGAUAUACUGGUUUGAGGAGGGGAUGAGAGUGGGAUUAGGAAUCUUUUCUUAAGUAGUUUUAGAGAUUUUUUUUUUUUUUCAAAAGACAUCUGGUGUUUGUGAAA